UUUUGUACAGAGAAAUUCAUGUUUAGUGAAGCUCCUCCCACAAACCCUGCAAAAUGAAACACACUGAAGAUACUGAAGAACAAAGAGAGUUGAUUGAAGAAAACAGGGAGAUUGAAGAGCUGAGUAAAGUUGAGGAGAAAAAUCAUAUUCACAUGAGAGUUCAUACAGGAGAGAAGCCGUUCACUUGUGAUCAAUGUGGAAAGAGUUUCUCACACUCAGCAAACCUUAAGGAUCACAUGAACAUCCACACUGGAGAGAAACUGCAUGCAUGUGAUCAAUGCAGAAAUUUUUUUUUGUGGCCUUCAGACCUGAAGAAACACCUGAGAGUUCAUACAAAUGAGAAACCACAUUCAUGUUAUUUGUGUGGAAAGAGUUUUUCAUGUCUGCAAAAUUUGAAAGAACAUCAGAAAAUACAUACUGGUGUGAGAGACUACAUGUGCUUUGAAUGUGAAAAGACUUUUAUUUCAGUGAACUGUUUAAAACAGCACCAGAGGAUUCAUACUGGAGAGAAACCAUACAAGUGUACACACUGUGACAAGAGAUUCAGUCAGUCAGGACAUCUGAAAACACACCAGAGGAUUCAUACUGGAGAGAAACCUUAUGAGUGUUCACAAUGUGACAAGAGAUUCAGUCACUCGGGACAUCUGAAAACACAUGAGAGGAUCCACACUGGAGAGAAACCUUAUAAAUGUUCACAAUGUGACAAGAGAUUCAGUCACUCGGGACAUCUGAAAACACACCAGAGGAUUCAUACUGGAGAGAAACCUUUUAAGUGCUCACACUGUGACAAGAGAUUUAGUCAGACUGGAGACCUGAAAACACAUGAGAGGAUCCACACUGGAGAGAAACCGUACACAUGUGAUCAGUGCGGGAAAAGUUUCACACAAAAAGGAAACCUUAUGGAGCAUAUGAGAGUUCAUACUGGAGAGAAGUCGUUCACUUGUGAUCAAUGUGGGAAGAGUUUCACAAAAUCAUCAAGCCUUAAGGUACACAUGAACAUUCACACUGAAGAGAAGCUGUACACAUGUGAUCAAUGUGACAAAACAUUUUUGAGGGCUUCAGACCUGAAGAAACACUUGAAAGUUCAUACAAAGGAGAAGCCACAUUCAUGUAAUUUGUGUGGAAAGAGUUUUUUGUGUCUUCAAAAUUUGAAAGAACAUCAGAAAAUACAUACUGGUGUGAAAGAGUACAUGUGCUUUGAGUGUGAAAAGACUUUUAUAUCAGCAAAUUGUUUAAAACUGCAUGAGAGGAUUCACUCUGGAGAGAAACCUUAUUUGUGUUCACACUGUGACAAGAGAUUCAGUCAGUCAACACAUCUGAAAAUACAUGAGAGGAUCCACACUGGAGAGAAACCGUACAAGUGUUCACACUGUGACAAGAGAUUCAGUCAGUCAACACAUCUGAAAAUACAUGAGAGGAUCCACACUGGAGAGAAACCGUACAAGUGUUCACACUGUGACAAGGGAUUCAGUCGGUCAGGAAUCCUGAAAAAACAUGAGAGGAUCCACACUGGAGAGAGACUUUAUAAGUGUUCACACUGUGACAAGAGAUUCAAUGAUUCAGGACACCUGAAAAGACACCAGAGGAUCCACACUGGAGAGAAACCGUAUCACUGCACUGCAUGUGGGAAGCGUUUCAAACAUUCAUCUGCUUUACACAAUCAUACAAAAAACAAUCAUAGUAAGUAGAUCAUCUUCAGAUCAGCACUUUCAGGUCUGAUGCUGCGUCCUCACACAAAUGAGACAAGCCGGAAGCGGCGCGCCUCACGCGGGCAGGGCUUAUAUGCUUCGAGAGCGGACACUGCACUAGUGAUACAAAACACACAGGUCUGUUAAGAGCAAUACUUUUAAU
This is a messenger RNA of Sinocyclocheilus rhinocerous, 1851 nucleotides long. RefSeq names its product zinc finger protein 271-like. Gene Ontology annotation, biological process: regulation of transcription by RNA polymerase II. Lineage: Eukaryota; Metazoa; Chordata; Actinopteri; Cypriniformes; Cyprinidae. The record is from RefSeq and is a predicted model, not a curated record. The transcript has 2 exons. Gene Ontology annotation, molecular function: DNA-binding transcription factor activity, RNA polymerase II-specific; RNA polymerase II cis-regulatory region sequence-specific DNA binding. The coding region runs from base 54 to 1688 and encodes 544 amino acids.